AUGCCGGGGGGCAGUGCCGGUGGUCUCACCCCACUCGCCGUGCCGCAGAUCAGCCUGGCCAGCCUGCGGCUCUUCGAGGAGCUCCUGAAGAAGCCCCACGAGCACGUGGCACACAGCCUGGCGCUGAGGAACCUGGAGGCGAGGGGCUACCUGCAGCGCGGCCCCCCCGUGCCCGAUGAGCGCGGACCCCCCGAGCCGGACCCCGAUGAGGAUGGGCUGGACCUGGAGGAGGAUCCCUAUUUCACCGACGGAUUCCCGGAUGCUGGCUUCGGGACGGCGAAAAAGCCUCCGCCGGGAUCGGCCCCAUUGGGGAAGGGGCAAGUGAGCGAGGUGGUCAGCAGCUUCCUCUGCCUGGUCCCUGAGGAAGCGAAGACCUCCUCGUGCAUGGAGGAAGGUGGCUACGACACCUACGUGCCCGAUGCCCUGGGCACAGUCCAGGCAUGCCGUGCCAGCGCAGCCCCAUGGGGGCGGCCCCUGGCCCCCCG
Egretta garzetta (little egret) is the source of this 485-nucleotide messenger RNA. Its product is annotated as protein FAM160B2-like. The annotation marks the transcript as partial. The transcript is spliced from 4 exons. NCBI's taxonomy places the organism in Eukaryota, Metazoa, Chordata, Aves, Pelecaniformes, Ardeidae. The record is from RefSeq and is a predicted model, not a curated record.